Aspergillus melleus is the source of this 861-nucleotide messenger RNA. RefSeq lists its product as uncharacterized. Bases 1 to 861 code for a protein of 286 amino acids. The transcript has 4 exons. NCBI's taxonomy places the organism in Eukaryota, Fungi, Ascomycota, Eurotiomycetes, Eurotiales, Aspergillaceae. Gene Ontology annotation, molecular function: protein kinase activity; ATP binding. The record is from RefSeq and is a predicted model, not a curated record. Gene Ontology annotation, biological process: protein phosphorylation.
AUGACGACUGGUCCCGCUUGGACGGGUCCAUUCAUCGGCCAGACGGGUCGCAAGUAUAACAUCGAACGGGUGCUCCGAGAAGAAACAUGCCCUCCACACCAUGUUUACGUUGCAACUGCCGACAAUCAAACUUUCGUAUUGAAACAUAUCCAUGCGGUCAACUUCGACGACCUGGAAGCGAUAAAUAAUAGACUGCGCAGCUAUGCUAGCCAUAUACGCCUCUCUGAAGACACCAUACCCGAAAGGUCAAUGUUUGUUUUCAGGUACUUUGCAGACCAUCUUUUGCACUUUGCUCAGAUGGACCUACCUCUUAAGGUGAUGAAAAGAAUACUCAAACGCGCCCUUCGUGGAAUAGCAGAGCUUCAUGAGCAGGACAUUGUGCACACUGGUAAGCUGAUCCUGUCGAGAGUCGAUGAGCGGGGGCUCACUGCAGGAAACUGGAUGUGGAGGAGCCCUGAGGCCCACGCUAAGGGGCCUGUGAACAAGCCAUCUGAUGUUUUCUCGUUUGCUCUUGUCUGCAUUUAUGCGAUUCAUAAAAGAGUGGUUUUCGCUGUCGGCGAAGAUGAGUUGGACGAGGGCGUGGACCCGUUGGCUGUUGUGAUUGAACGCCAAAUUUCCUAUUUUGCAGACGAGGAAGGGCUAAAAGGCUUCCUGAACUAUCUUGGGGAUAGUCCUUGGACCCAAGUUUUUGAAGUCAUUCGAGAUGGUUUCAAUGAAGACAACCCACGGAAGCCCUUUUCUCUUUGGAGCGGCGUUGAUAAUGACUUCAAAGAUUUGAUUUGCCCUAUGACAAAUUUUGAUCCAGCGAAAAGGAUCACAGCGCGCGAGGCACUGGUUCAUAGGUGGUUUGCGGAUGAUUGA